UAAAAGAAUAACGUGAUAAGAAAAAAGAAAACAAAAAAAACUUAAUGAAUACCACAAGGCAGCGAAAUAAUGAAUUGGUAAGUAAACAUGACCAGAUCCAGAACCGUCCGACAUCAAAUACCAGAUACUAAAUAAAAGAGAUUGCACAUGUUUUUGAAACGUAAUUAAGUCUUUUUAUUUCCAGAACUGAACCGAAUAUACACAAAUCUAAAAAAAUUCUCUUACGUAAAGGUAAACAACUAAACAUAAGUAAGUGAUAAUACUAUUCAGAAUAAUUAUUAACUAUACAUACAAAUCACUUGUUUAUCGACGCAUUUUGAUCUUACGAAGUGUAUAAAUAUGGCAAACAAGGUAUUUCAAACCAUUCUUCAAAGACAAGAAAAUGAAGCUCUUACUAACAACACUUUGUGCCUGCUUGCUAGCUGCCAGCUUUGGGAGCAAAUUACCUUCGACUUUUAAAAAAUGCAACUUGAAACAAACCUCCUCCCGUCUGUGUUUGCCGACAGCUAUCGAAAGUGCAAUAAAGCAGAUGGAUCAUCCUAUAAAAAACCUGGGUUUAGUGAGGCUAGAGCCUUUACUAAUUCCAUCUUUGAUUAUAGACGCCGGUUCUCAAUACGUGGGUACCAAACAAAUUUUUAAAAACCUGAAACUGUCGGGUUUCAACGAAACUUCUUGCUCCAAAGCCGACUUUAAUUAUAAUGAAAAAACAUUAAACCUGGACUGCGUCGUGCCAAAUUUCCGAAUGGACUUCAAUUAUGAGCUACGUGGGCAAGUUAUGACGAUGUCUAUUUAUGGGAACGGGACGGGAUGGCUCAAUUUCCACGAUAAUCAGUUUGGACUUACUUUCAAAUUUGGAGAAUACGAAAAGGACGGUCAAACAUAUUUUAAUAUCGUUCACCAGCAGCUUAAGAUGCAAGCCAAGGAUAUCGAUUUUGAUCUUCAAAACUUGUUUGAUGGUGAUGAAAAAUCGGCAGCUCAAGUCAAAAGGUUAAUAAAAGAAAACGUUUUGGAAAUAUUUGAUGACGUCAAACCUGGUUAUGAAGAAGCUUUUGGAAAGAUAUUUGCUUAUAUUUUUGAGACGAUUUUGGAGAAAGUCCCUGUGUUUGAUAUCUUCGGUUAAAGAUCGAUUUCGGAUUUUAUUGU
Messenger RNA from Zophobas morio, 1143 nucleotides. Its product is annotated as protein takeout-like. The coding region runs from base 383 to 1120 and encodes 245 amino acids. Lineage: Eukaryota; Metazoa; Arthropoda; Insecta; Coleoptera; Tenebrionidae. The record is from RefSeq and is a predicted model, not a curated record. The transcript has 4 exons.